CUAUGAGGAAGAGCAUAGGCAGAGUCUUAUGGAAAAGUCCACAGUGAAAUAGCUGGCCGACUGAACCAGGCCAUGUGAGAAGAGGGGUCGGGGGAGAGCCAGAAGUCAAAACCAAAAGCAGCUGAGAGACAACAGGGAAGCCCAGCCCAGUCACUGGGCUGGAGAAUUUAAGCUAGGGGGUGAGGUAUGCAAGUCAAGAUGACUCUGUCACAGAAUCUAAGAAAGGCCAGAGAACCUGGCAGCCAUUAUCUGCAAUAGUUACAAGCUAGCCUGUGGGACUUCAGACCCUGUCUUUUGCUCUAGACAGUGGAGAGUUUGGCUACACCACCAACCAAAAAUCCAACUGGGAUACAUCCAUGGGUAGGGGAGGCCUAGAGUAAAACCAUAAAGAGUGGUGUGGCCCAUGGUGGAUGAAAGAACAUGAGCCCCAUCUAAAGGGGACAGUGUGCUGUGGAGAAGUAGACCAACCAGUAUUUCCAAAUCUUUGAUUGAUUGAUUAUGUAGCCCAGGCUGGCCUCAAACUCAAUCCUCCUGCCUCAGCUUCUGAGUGCUGAGAUCACAGGCAUGUGCCACCCAGGCCCCCAAAUCUUAGAUAAGCUAAAAAUCUGGGCUGAGGAUAUAGCUAAUUGAUUUGGCACUUGUCUAGUAUGUAAGGCCCUAGGUUCAAAUCCCAGUAUUGGUUGGGUGAGGAUGUGAUAAGAGGGGACUAAAAGUCUCAAAUUUUAUGUGAAUUCUUUUAAUCUGAAAUGUUCACAGAAGUGCAUUUUGUAAAUGUUUACACAAAUUUCAAGUCAAAAAGAAAUGUUCUUAAAGUAUGGCUGCUUAAUAAAUGCUGAUGGGGGUGGUGGUGUGGGUGACCAUAGGAAUUUGGUAGAGAUUAAGGGACAGAAGGCUGGAGACCCAGCUUAGGUAAGGGUCUGCCCCUAACACCAACACCGCGGGGGUUGGGGGGACGGGGACAUUAGCCCUUUUGAAACCCUCUAGUCCCCUCUGGCCUUGGUCCUGGCCCAGCAGGCACCAGGCUAACCAGAGCUAGGACCUCUUCAAUGUAACCAGUUUGGCAACACAAACUGACACUAUACAACAGACAUUAGCCCAGCACUCUAGAGACAAAAGCAAGUCAGGGACAGCCUGAUCUACACAGUUUCUGACCAUACAUAGUAAAAUCCUGUCUUUAUGAAAAACAAAAAACAAACACCAACAACAAAAAUAGACGAAGUAGAGCACUGAUGCUUUGGGGCCAAAGAGACCUCCCUGAGAAGGUAUUGAAAUGACAAAGGAGGGGAGUGCAAAGGGUGAGAGUGGAGCCCGCCCAGUGGUUUUGAGGAACCGGAAGAAGACAGUGGAAGAGGAUUGCAUGGAGGCAGUUAGACAGGAAGGCAGGCUUGGAAUUGAGUUCUGAGUGUCACCACCAGCCAGGUGGAGUCAAGCAAGGGGUACUUAACCUAUUCACGUUGGAGCUAUGUGAUGAGAACGUGGGGUCAGCUAGACUCAUUUCCUCCCGUGUGUUUUUGCCAUUUUCCACUAGGAAAUUUUUAUAAAGUUCUGUUGGUCUUUAAUAAAAGGCGUGUCACCAUCGCCGAAAAUAGAUAGCCAUCAUGAUAACAGGGGCAUCUGAGGGCCCACAGUCCCACCAUCCCGUCGCACGUGCUUCAGUGGUGGACCGUCCCCCGAACCCGCGCCGACUCAGCCUUCAGCACGGCGGCCAGAGAAGUUGGGGACGGGACUCCAACCAGAGAUUAGUCCCUCAGCCACACGCAGAAAACGAGCUGACCCUCUUGCCAUCCAGCGGUUCAACUCCACCCGCGCACAUUUCUGGGGAACUUGGGCUCACUCCGGCUCCGCCCCCGCCUGCGUGCUAGGGCUCCGAUUGGCCAAGUGACCCUCGGAAGGGCAUAGCCAGGGAGUUGGAACCAGGAGACGUGGGCGGCGCGAGGACUGGCGGGUGGGAGCGGUGACCGUACGCAGACCGGCUGUGCGGGGUACGCGGGUCUCCGCGGGAGCCUAGCUACUGAGAAGAUGGUGGACCAUUUGGCAAACACAGAGAUCAACAGCCAGCGGAUCGCAGCAGUGGAGAGCUGUUUUGGGGCAUCAGGGCAGCCGCUGGCCCUGCCUGGCCGUGUGCUCCUGGGCGAGGGCGUGCUGACCAAGGAGUGCCGAAAGAAGGCCAAGCCACGCAUCUUCUUCCUCUUCAACGACAUCCUGGUGUAUGGCAGUAUUGUGCUUAGCAAGCGCAAGUACCGCAGCCAGCAUAUUAUUCCCCUGGAAGAGGUAACAUUGGAGCCACUGCCAGAGACCCUGCAGGCCAAGAACCGCUGGAUGAUCAAGACAGCCAAGAAGUCCUUUGUGGUGUCCGCAGCCUCUUCCACGGAGCGCCAGGAAUGGAUUAGCCACAUUGAAGAGUGUGUGCGGAGGCAGCUGCUGGCCACAGGCCGCCAGCCCACCACUGAGCAUGCAGCACCCUGGAUCCCUGACAAGGCCACAGACAUCUGCAUGCGUUGCACACAGACACGCUUCUCGGCACUUACCCGGCGUCACCACUGCCGAAAAUGCGGGUUUGUGGUCUGUGCUGAGUGUUCCAAGGAGCGUUUUCUGCUGCCACGUCUCUCCCCCAAACCCCUUCGUGUCUGCAGCCUCUGCUACCGUGAGCUGGCAGCCCAAAAGCGAAGGGAGGAGGCCAAGGAGAGGUACAGGGACUCUCCAGGGCAGCCAACCCACCUAGGCGGUGCUGUCUGUGGUGCAUCCAGUGGUGAUGAUGAUGACUCCGAUGAGGACAGAGAAGGCAGUGGAGAUGGUGACUGGCCCAGCCAGGUGGAAUUCUAUGCUUCUGGUGUCUCCUGGUCAGCCUUCCACAGUUGACCCUCACCUUCAGAGUGUCUGCAUCAAGCCAGUCCACUGCCCACGGCCCCAAGAGUGCAGGUCCUGAACUGUCUGAUUUUGCUGGGACCCAAGCCCAUGGUAGUGCGCAUAUGACAGGUAGCUGUUCCGGAGCCAUUACUAGUGCCUUUCUGCUAGACAGCAGCAUCCUAGGCCUUCUUCUACUUCUGGUCAGAUAAUUGCCUUUCUAUUUCACAAGGCCCAGAACCUUGGUGGCCUUGGUGACCAGGCUACUACAGCCCUUGGGGUUAGACCAGGCCAGGUGUCCCAAGCAUUAAAAGACCAGGGUGGAAGAGGGCAAAGGGAAGACCAGACCAGAGUGGAGGUCCACUCCACUCUGAAGCUUGAGCUUCAGACCCCAUUCCCACCUCCACCCCUUAACAGGCACAGACCAUGCCAGCACAGAAGGCCUGCACACCCACCAUCAUGCAGAUAUCACCACCUGACCACUGACGGAGUCCUUGCCAAGCUAGACCCCAGAUGCACUGUUUGUGCCUUUGGGGCCCAGGUGAGCUGCAGCCUGUGCUCCCCCAGCCCAGAGCAGCCCAUCAAGGUCUCUGCCCUGUCACCACUCUCCAAAUGUCUGGUACCUGUCCUGUCCCCAUCUCUAUCUGCAGUCAGUAGAAGCAAUGUUUCCCCUUAGGACUCUGGAUUUCAAGGACAGAAACCCUAUCCAGACUGACUUACCAAUAAAAAAACAACAACAACAAAAUACAACUCUUGAUUGCUAAGUCUAAGAGUACCCUAGCUUAAGACACUACUCAAUCAGUGGUAGAAACCAUGGUUAGGGACAGCCACCCCUGAUACUGCCACACUGGGCAUUCCUGGAAAUGCCUCCCACCCAGUGAGACAUUCAUGCCACACUGUGGCUGGCUCCCCAAGAACAAAGCCCCAUUCUGCUGCUUUGAUAGCCAGCCGGCCUGCCUGCCUGCCUGCCUGCCUGCCUGCCUUCUUUCCUUUUUCUUUGAGACAGGGACUUGUUACAAAGGGCUGAUACAAACUUGAGAUCCUCUGGCCUCAGCCUCCCCAGUGCUGAGAUUACAGGCAUAUAUCACUAUACCCAGCUUAUUGGUGUGGGCUGUCUAAAUGGGUGGUAAAGGAAAAUAGGUGUUUGUCUGGCUCAGCCUGAUCCUUCUGGGGUAAAAAGACUCCUGUGUAGUCUCUGCUCAGCCCCUGCAGAUGGUGUCUAUGAUUUGGGGAGCAAGCCGCUAGCUUUGCGUGUAGACUAGAACAUUUCAGGGCCUUUCAGAAGCCUUCCUUAAAGCUGUUCAUGGCAGUCCAUGCCUGUAAUUCCAAGAUUGUGAGUCUGAAGCCAGCCCUAGCUACAUAAAAACCCUGUCUUGGGAAACCAUGCUUUCUGCAGGUAUUUAUCAGUCUUUGCCCAGUACCUGGCUGUCCUUGAAUGGAGUCCCUGUGUAUAGAGUGGGGUCACUGUCAGGUGCAUGUGGGACUUUGGUGCUAAGAAAACUUCCCUCCGACUCUAGUAUAGUGAACCCCUAUUAUCAGGGAUCUCCAUCCCCCCAAUAUAAUGUUGUCUUCCAUGUCUAUGUUCUGGUUCUAUAGGUUGUGUCCAGAUCCCAAAGUCUACAGUUGACAGACAUGUGGUCGGUCAUCCUCUAAAGAGUGCUGGAGGGGUAGAAUAUGGAGCACCCAGGAGCUGCCUGUGACCCUUCCUGUCCUGGCAGUGACACGCUGGGGAGGAUUGGGGAAGUGUUUGUUUGCAGCCCCUUUCACGUUGUGGCCUCUGUCAGCACACAGACUGGUUCAGGCUGCUUCUCCUGUUUGGGCCCAGGACCAGGCAGGUUCCUAGGUGAGGCGCGGCUUCCUAAACCUAGAUCUAGUGUCUUUUCAGCAAUCCAGACCAGAUAGCCCCAUCCCUUCCACCCAUGGCUGGUGACUUACAAACCUCACUCCCUUGGAACCUUCCUUUCCUAGAAACCUUCAGGGUAUAAAAGGCAGCAGCAGUUCCUGUGGACAGAAGGAACUGCCUGAGGCUGAGCCUGGGUCUAGCCGCUGUCCUUAUCGCCUGACAAAAUGAGCAUGGUGCAGGAAUCUGGGUGGUUGGGGCAGGCUGUGGAGGGCCAUGUGGCACUGGUAAGUAGAGACAGGAGCUGACUCAUCCCUCAGCCCAGGGCUCAGACCUAGGACAAGAAUGUUACUUCCCUAAGCCCCAAGAUGUCAGAGACCACAAGGGCCCAAGGUUGUCAACAACCUUGGGAAGGUGUUCAUUUAUUCAAAGCUACUGAGACUUGCUGUGUUCCCUGCCAGACACCGCUGUGAAUAAGAUGGACUUGGCUCUCAGUUUUGAGAGGGGAGACUACAUUCUAGCAGGUGGGCUGAGGCUGGUGCAUAGAGGCACACCCCGAGUGAAGAGAGUGAGCCGUGCCAGUGGAGAAACAACCCUCCAGGUAUUGGCAAUGACUUGUGUCAAGGCCCUGAAGAGGAAGGGGUCCAUGUGUCCUGGAGAAACAUGAUGGGGUCAAGGCCAAAUGACAAUAGACCCCCCCAGGACCACAGAGGCUUCUACAAGCAACAAUCUGUUCUCUGCUCUGAUGACUUUGUUCUGACUUGUCAGCAGAUGGUUGGAGAGUGGGGAGGUAGGCAGGCAUGGGGACUGUGUGCACAGAAGCUAGCUUGGGAUUUCCAAGGGGGAAUCUAAGAAAAGUCCAUCCUCUGCUCUUUCUGCCUAUGGUGGUAGGCAGGAAGCUUCCAUGGUCUUCCUUCUGUCCCUGACUCUUUUCUACUGAGAUACUGAGGGAACUCCCAGGAGCCAAAUGACUGUGGGACUCUUGUGCGAGACCAAGUGAUACCCAGUAUCCCCCGACUGCUGAAGCUUUCGUUACAGGGGAACAGACUGCAGGAAUGAAAGCCUUGAAAUAAGAUGUGUAAGAAACUAAAGUGGGGGCUGGAGAGAUGGCUCAGAGGUUAAGAGCACUGGCUGUUCUUCCAGAGGUCCUGAGUUCAAUUCCCAGCAACCACAUGGUGGCUGAAAACCAUCUAUAAUGAGAUCUGGUUUCCUCCUUGGGCCUGCAGGGACACAUGCAGGCAGAACACUGUAUCCAUAAUAAAUAAAUACAUCUUUAAAAAAGAAAAGAAAAGAAAAUGGUGAGGACGUUUGGAAGAGAAAACCUGUGCCCUAAUGUAAUAGUGCAGUCACUACAGAAGGCGUUGUGCAGGCCCCCAGCAAACAAAACAGAACUGGGAAUGACCCAGUUCAAUCUGGGUAGUCAGCAUACACUUGGGUACCACUUGGGUACCUAGCAGUAUUCACAACCGUCAAUAUGGCACUAACCUAGGUGUCUAUCAGCUCAUGAACAGAUAAAGAAAAUGUAACAUACACUGGAGAUUUAUUCAGACACCAAGGAGAAGGAAAUUGUGUCAUUUGUAGAGAAAUAGAUGGAACCAGAGAUGGCCAUGUUAAACCAAACAAGCUAGACUCAAAAGAUCACAUGCUUUCUCUCAUAGGCAGAGUCUAAUUUUUUUAAAAAGAUGUGAAAGUAUAAGGGUACGAUUUAAGAAGAGGGAGGGGACCAGUGAGGGAGCAAGAGAGAGAAAUGGGGUGAAUAUGAUCAAAGUGUUUGAUAAAUAUGUGUAAAUGUAAUAAAAAAAAGUCUAGCAUGUGGCCAUAGAAUGGAGCCUGAGAAGGGAAGGAACUGUGUGGGAGAUUGUCCUCAGUCCCUUGCUGAGGCAGCAUGGUCAGCCAGGCUGGGAUCAAGGCUUUGCAGGCAUGUUAUUUAGGCUGUUCUCAAAGAGGGGCCUGCCUGAGGAGCAGGUACAGCCCCCUCUGUUGCCCAGCCACACAGGUAUACACCACUCUCAGUUGGGGCUUUCCAGCCAAGGUGCUGAGGGCUAAGUCAAGGCUAUACUGCUGACUUUUGGGCCACCACCCCACCCAGGGGCUCAGGAGUUCUUAGGAUAGACUUCAGUACCUCAGCUCUUUGUCUUGUUUACCCAGUACUGAACUGAAGGCCAACAGGAUCUGAGAGCUAUGUCUGAUGGGUUGGGGCCAGUCUUGUUAACUGAACUGAAGGCCAACAGGAUCUGAGAGCUGUGUCUGAUGGGUUGGGGCCAGGCUUCACACUCUUGCCCAUGGCUCUGUUCACAAGGCCUGGCAAAGACUCAGGAACCCACUGUCCUGCCAGCAAAGUCUUCCUGAAAUGUCCUCCCGGCUGUGUGAAUACUGUCCCUGCCAGGAGCAUGUGAUUCUCUAGCAGCAUUGGGUUCUUGGGAGGGGGUCUGCCUUGCCCCACCUGGAAAUGAAGAGAGACAAAGGAGCUCUAAGGCCAGGACCCUGCGUUGACAGCAUGGGAACUUGCACCUCAACAUUGCCUGAACCAGCUGUGCAGAGUCCAGCCUGAUGGAGUGUUGGGGUAAGAGGUAAGGUUGCAGCUGUGACCCAGUGUAUCAGGGGCAGAUGACAGACUGCUCUUGCAGUUCAGUGGGGUCCAAUUUUCACACAGGAUUCAGAUACCAGGAGAGGCCGUGCAAGGGCCAUCGUUAGGGAUCCUAGCCUGUGCAUUUGUCCAUGGGACUUCCAAGUGCCACAUUUUCUCAAAGGAGAGAGCCACUUAUAUAUCACUAGUGAUAUCCAAGUGUGGUCUGCCAAGGUGAGGAGGAAGGCAGGGGAUUCUAGGACCCCAAGAAUGGUGUCCCUGUGUUGAUGAGGGUAAAUGCUGGUGUCUACUUACUAAGGUCUGUCUGUAUUUGAUGCAGAGACAAAGGCAGGUCACACAAAGCCUUCUUGAGGCUCAAAGAGGAUGGCCUUAGAAGACCUUCCUAGAAAAGGUGGUGUUUGUUGGCACCUCAAAAUGAGGUGCCUCAGCAGGCUUUAUCUUGGUAUCUGUGAGGACUAGAAUACUGGUUCUUACUUGUUUUGUUAAAAUUUCUUUUUUUUUUAAUUUUUAAUAAAAAAAAAAAGUGGUCAGUCAUAGUGGCACAUAACUUUAAUCCCAGCACUUGGGAAGCAGAAGCAGGUGAAUCUCUGAGUUCAAGGCCAGCCUGGUCUAUAGAGCAAGUUCCAAGACAGCCAGGGUUACUCAGAGAAACCCUGUGUACUGAGUGGUUUUGUGUGUCAACUUGACACACACUAGAGUCAUCAGAGAGGAAGGAGCCUCAGUUGAAGAAAUGCCUCCUUGGGAUCCAGCUGUAAGGCAUUUUCUCAUUUAGUGAUUGAUGGGGGAGGGCCCAGCCCAUGGUGGGUGGUGCUAUCCCUGAGCUGCUGGUCCUGGGUUCUCUAAGAAAGUGGGCUGAGCAAGCCAUGGGAAGCAAGCCAGUAAGCAGCACCCUUCCAUGGCCUCUGCAUCACUGCAUCAGCUCCUGUCUCUGUCCUGACUUCCUUUAGUGAUGAACAGCAAAGUGGAAGUGUAAGAGAAAUUAAGCCUUUCCUCCCCCAACUUGCCUUUUGGCCAAGGUGUUUCAUUGCAGCAAUAGACACCCUGUCUCAAAAAAUAAACAAAAAGUAUAUUACAUUUGCUUGUGUAGGUGUGGGAGGCAUGUACCAUGUGGAGGUCGGAGGACAACUUGUAAGAGUCAGUUUUCUCUCUCUGCUAUGUAGAUACCAGCAGACUUUCAUAAGGCUUCUAUAGACCAUGAUUUUCCAUAUGACACCAAAAGCAAAAAUAGACAGGAGGGCCAUAGUCAACUGAAAAGAGUGGACAGACAGGCAGCAAAAAGAAAAACAAACGGACAGGAUCUCACUUUCACUUUGGCUGACUUGAAAUUUGCUAUGUAGACCAGGCUGGCAUUGAUCUCACAGAGACCCACCUGCCUUUGCCCCCUGAGUCAUAGGGUGGUGUUACCUGUAAUCCUUGGGAAGCUGAGGCAACAGUUCAUGAGUUAAAGGCCAGUCUGGGCUUCAUAGUGAGAUCCUACCUCAGAUAAACAAACCAAACAACAAAAGAAAAUUCAAGCUAGUUGUAAAAUUGGGCAAAUAGACACUUUUCAAAAGAAGAAAUGAAAUAUAUGUUAUUUACAUAUUUUCCAUAUAUAUAUAUAUAUAUAUUAAUACCAAGCAUUUAUAUAUAAUUCUAUAUUGUAAUAUAUAUAACUAAUAUAUAUUAAUGCUUAGUAUGAUUAGCCAUCAGGGAAAUAUAAAUCAAAACUUCAUUGACCUGUCAUUUCACCCCAGUUAGAAUGUUUACUAUUUAAAAAAUAAAAGUCCCUGCUGUAAGGCUGUGGGUCAAAGGAGCCACACACACUGUUGGCAGGGCAAGUGAACUAGGUCAGCCAUUCUAUAACAGUGUGAGGGGGUCCUCAGCUGAAUGGGAGAUCUGACACUUGAGCCAACUCUCUCACCUCAGGGUCUCAUCAAAGAAAAUGACACCAGCAUACCAGAAAAUGUGCCCACAUACCAUGGAUGGGCUUGACAGCAAAGUCACAAUAGCUAAUUCACACAUGGGGUCCCAGAAGCAGGGCAAGUUCUUCCUGACACCCACUGUGAGUUGGCCCCACAGGCUGGGGCAGAAGUGCCCACCAUACCAGACAGAAGUUUCUGGAGAGAUUGCAUCUGUUCCACUGAGAGCUUGCUUGGAGCUGUUAUCUAAGUGGAUGCCUGACUGCCUCUCUGCCUCUCCCUUGCCUCUCUGUCUUUCCUUUAAACACCACUGUAAAAUGGCUGCUGGGGGAAUUCAGAUCACCCACUGGGACUGGGACCCUGUAAGAGCAACUCAAAGGCUGACCCAAUUCUCAGUCAGAAUCUGACGUCUCGGGACAGGUACAAAACAAGAGUAGCCACUUCCUCUUGGCCUGCUUGUUACUGAGGCCUCCAGGAUGUGACCUACCCAGACAGGGUCUGUGGGGAGGGGCAUGGCUAUCUCUGGGUGUGGAACUUUUCACAUGGUAGAUUAUCAGGUUCUGACCACCCCCAAGCUUAAGCCUCAGCCCUUGCCACUGUCUGCAGAGGUCCUGACUUGUGAAAGCCCACAUCCUCCUUGUAUAUGCUCUGUCUCCAAGCAGGCUUGCUAGGAACUGUGCUCAGAGGGCAAAAGAAGGGCCUAGGGCAGUGAAGAGGGGUCUGCCUAGCCAACCCUGCCAGUCAGCCUCAGCUUCCCAGGGCUGCUUUCUGACUGCCCACCACUCCCCUGUUCUGCCCAGGAUGUUUAGCCUUCUAGCACAGAUACCACCUGAGGUUUCUCUGCAGCCUUCCUGGAUGAUGGGCUUGCCUAUCUCUGUUCCCCUACUCUAGCUUCCUCACCUUCCUACAAACUAUCCCAUUUGGUACCCUGUGAAGUACUGGGCAAUUUAAUUGCAGAUGAUUCCUUUGAAGGUGACAUCAGUACCUCCCCUAGCUUCUGGGGCAUUGUGGGAAAAUGUGGUGGUAUGAAUGAGAAUGGUCCCCAUAGGCUCAAGUAUUUGAUUUUUUUUGUUUUGUUUUUCAACACAGGUCUUCUCUGUGUAGCCCUGGCUGUCCUGGAACUCACUCUGUAGACCAGGCUAGCUUUAAACUCAAGAGAUCCUCCUACCUCUGCCUCUGGAGUGUUGGGAUUAAAGAUGUGCACCACCAUCAUUCAAUGGCUCAUAUAUUUGAAUGCUUAGUCAACGGGGAGUGAAACUUAGAGGGGGUGUGUCACUGAGGUUUCAAAAGCCCAUACAACCAGACUGACUCUCUCUCUCUCUCUCUCUCUCUCUCUCUCCCCCCCCCCCCGACAGCAUACUCUGAAACUGUAAGCAAGCCCCCAAUUAAAUGUUUUUCUCUUCUAAGUUGCCUUUGUCAUGAUGUCUCCUCCCAGCAAUCGAACAGUGACUAAGACACUGUCAAAGGCUGUGCACUGUGAGCUGACUCCAUCAGCUUUGCCUACCUACUUGUCCUGCACUGGGCAUCCAUCCAGACACUCCUGGGUCUCCCAGCUCUGCCCUUGUUUCUACUUCUUCUCUCACCCUUCCAGCAAUACCCUAUCUGUGGAUGCCCUGGGUCCAGGACCCUGUCACACACCAGUACACAGGGAAAUUUGCACAGGAAUGGGGUCUGUACAUUGAAACACCCAAGAAGCUUCCUUUGGGCAGAGUGGAAGCCCUACCAGCAAGAACACAGGGGUGAACAUGGGCCAGGCUGUGUAGGUGGAGUCCAUAUCCUAAAGGAGAGGAACUCUAUACACACACUCUCCAUAUAAGCCCCCACCCCCACCCCAACACACACACAACCUCUCUAGGGAGCUCUUGCCCAGGAAAAAGAAUGAAAAUCCCAGUGACCUCCAGACCUCUUCUCACCCUUCUUCAUCUUUAGGGUUAGGAAACCAAGGCCUAGGGAGCAGACACUCAACCCCCACCUGACACUUAGGAUCAAGACAGGGUAAGCCAGACCAGGGCUGUCUUCUGUCUUCCCAAGCCCCUCCUUUCCCCUGCUAUCUCCCACUUCAGCCUCCCAGGCCAACAGAGAGACAGCAUGGGGUGGGGGUGCAAGACAGUUCUGGGGAAAAACAAGGGGAAAUUUCAAUCAUUGGAGCUUCAUGGGGAUUCUGGAAGAUUCUAAUUCCAAAAAUGAGGCCUUCCAGAAUGCCCUUCUGGCACAAAGUGGCUCCCAAGCUGGCAGGAGUGAACCUGGCAUCUGAACCAGUUGUCCACUACGCAGGAGUCCUCCCAGGGUGACAUUCCCUCUGCAUAGCCACACUCACCAUAGCUCCUAGCUAUCCACUGUAAUACCUGGCUAUGGAAAUUUCCAAAGCUUGCAAAUCACCAAAAUCCUGAACACACCCAAAUGGCUUCUUCUGGGUUCCAAAUAGCAACAAAGCCUUCUGGGAGGCCCCAUU
Molecule: messenger RNA, 11621 nt
Organism: Peromyscus californicus insignis
Lineage: Eukaryota; Metazoa; Chordata; Mammalia; Rodentia; Cricetidae
Gene: Plekhf1
Product: pleckstrin homology and FYVE domain containing 1
Exons: 2
Coding region: 2020-2859 (279 amino acids)
Molecular function (GO): phosphatidylinositol binding; metal ion binding
Source: RefSeq, a predicted model, not a curated record